This is a messenger RNA of Diatraea saccharalis (sugarcane borer), 783 nucleotides long. The record is from the annotation of a GenBank genome assembly. NCBI's taxonomy places the organism in Eukaryota, Metazoa, Arthropoda, Insecta, Lepidoptera, Crambidae.
UAUAAUUUUUAUCUCACAGUCUGAGAAGUACAUUUCUUUCUUCUAAAAGUACGUAUAUAGUUGCAGAUUUUCUAAAUGAAUAGUCUAAAUAUGCCCGAAGACUGUGCUCAACAAUGGGAAAUCAUAUUAUUACUGUUAUCAGCUGAAGAGAAAAAGAUAGACAGGACUGAUGAAAGUGAAAUAGAUACUAUGAGUUACUUUUGGAGAAACGAAGGUGUCAGAAAAAUUCUCAUGCACUGGCUACAGCAAAUGCAUAACACUUAUGCAAAAAAAAUUAGUGAAACUGAUACUGCUACAAAAUGUGAUGAGGUGUCUCUUCUUUGGCGUCAACGUGGUAAUGAUAAAUUCCGCGCAAACCGCGUUGAAGAAAGCUAUAGAUGUUAUUGUGAAAGUGUUUUGUAUGCACGCCAGGAUGGACCCAUGUACCCACUUGCAUUGGCUAAUCGCUCUGCUGCUUUACUAAGGGCAAAGAGAUUUAAGGAAUGUUUAUCAGACAUCAAGUUAGCGUUAGAGAGUGGUUAUCCACGAGAACAGAGUCACAAAUUAUUACUUCGGCGAGCUGAUUGCCUUAUUGAAUUGGGCUGGAGAGAAGAAGCACAUUCUACCCUUGCUGCUGCAUCUGAACAUGCUUUAACUGAAUUUGAUCGCCAUAUUAAGAUUUUGGAAAAGAAACUUGAAGCCUUAGAAACUGUAGAACCAGAUGAUGAUGUAACACUGCUUACAUGCUACAAAGGAGAAAACCCUAACUUUUAUGCAGCAUCAAAUGCUCUUGAACUUAGGUAA